CCCACAAUCUCCAAUUCUCCAUCGUAGCAAAAGAAAAUCCACCACCUCACUCAUCACGCACGCGAGGCCCAAACCCUAGACAUGGCGACGUCGACGGCGACGGCGAGGACUCCGACCAAGGCGGCGGCGGCGGCGGCGGGGGGGAGGGCGGCCGGGAACACCACCCCGUCCUCCAAGCCCGCCUCACGCGCGCGGCUCUCGCACGCCUCCUCGGAGAACGCGCACCCCAACAUCCCGGCGGCGGCGGCGGCGGCGGCGGCGGCGGGGGAGGCCGGGACCCCGUCCAAGAACCCCACCCUGGCGCGGCUCUCGCACGCCUCGUCGGAGAACGCGCACCCCAACAUCCUGGGGUCCCCCCCGCCGUCGAAGCCCGCGAAGUCGCCGACCACCGCGUCCAAGUCUGCCUCCGCCUCCGCCUCCGCCAGGAAGAAGAUCUCCACGCCGGCGCCGCCGCCGCCGCCGCGGGAGAGGCGGUUCCUCGUGGCGAAGAAGAGGGCGCGGCGGAGGCGCAACGGCGCCAAUGGAGGCGGCGGCGGUGGCGGAGGAGGCGACUUCGACUUCGACAAGUGCAGGGAGGCCGCCCGCGAGGCCCUGCGCACGUCUCACGAGGAGUUCUUCCGCAAGGAGCGCGCCGCAUCGGCCGCAGCAGCAGAGGAGCAGUUGCAAAAGGAGGAGGAGGAGGAGAAGGCGGCCGCGCAAGAAGCCAAGAAAGGAGCAUUGGAGACAUUGGAGGAGGAAGAUGUAGCGGAACUGGAAGGGAGCAGCAAAGUGAGGGCGCUGAGGACCAAAGUGAUGACCAAGGCGUUGAGCAGCGUCCCUGAUUCUGGCGCUGGUCGUGUCAAGCACCUUGUGCAGGCCUUCGAGAGCAUCCUCUCCAUCUCUGGAGCCACCUCUGACGCCGACAGGGCCGGUGAGGGGUCCUGGGCGCUCCCCGGGUUACAGGCAUGGAAGGAAGAUUGCGAGGGUAAGAUAGGGAUGCCGCCGGUGUCGGUGUCCUCUUCUGCUGAGUUCUUGAAUGCAGGACCGAACAGGCUCUGUUCUUCACUUGAUGGGAAAAGCGACAGGUUGAGUUGGGACAGCCGGACAUCGGCAGGGGGGUGCAGGAGCAGGCGAAAUACAUCGGAGUCGCUAAGAAGCAGUUGGAACAAGAAACUGAAGGUCACAAGCCAGCAUCCGUUCAAGCUGAGAACCGAGCAACGGGGAAGGGUGAAGGAACAACAGUUUAUUCAAAAAGUACAAGAAAUGCUUAUGGAGGAAGAGCAGCAACGUAUACAUAUUGCACAAGGACUUCCAUGGACAACAGAUGAACCUGAGUGCUUGAUAAAGCCACCAGUCAAAGAAACCACCGAGCCUGUUGACCUUGUUCUGCACAGUGAUGUACGAGCAAUUGAACGUGCAGAAUUUGAUCAAUAUGUGUCAGAAAGGAACAAGUUCGCUGAGCAACUAAGGCUGGAGAGGGAGCGGCAGCAGAAGCUGGAGGAGGAAGAGAUGAUCAAGCAGCUCAGGAAAGAGCUGGUUCCUAAAGCUCAGCCAAUGCCGUACUUUGAUCGGCCGUUCAUUCCAAAAAGAUCUGCAAAACCAGCAACAGUUCCAAAGGAACCAAAAUUUCAUCCUCGGCCGGAAAAACAGUCAUGUUUAUGUCGACAGCGAUGCAUGGACACCGGAAUGCUGAUUUCAUCAUGUCUUCAUGAUCAGUCGACUGUACUUGCUGAGAAAUCCAAGGCAUUGCCACGCAUGUUCUAGAUUCUUUGAACUAUCUGAACCGGAAACAAAAUCACAUUAAAUUUUUGUAUCUUCAGUUGUCCCCUCGAGUUCUUUUUAUGUACAUGCCUUAUCAGUAGCUCUGUGCUUCAGAUGCAACCACACCGAGGUUGAGAAGUUGUACAAGGAACAUAAAAGUGGAAAUUCAAACAAGAAUUUCUAUGAUAUGCUGCAGUAGUAUUCUUGUACUCAAAACCUUCGUUCUUGCCAAAUCAGAAAUACCAUCGUGUUCAUAUAUAUACCUUGGUUCUUA
This is a messenger RNA of Oryza sativa Japonica Group (Japanese rice), 2014 nucleotides long. RefSeq names its product microtubule-destabilizing protein 60. The record is from RefSeq and is a predicted model, not a curated record. Gene Ontology annotation, biological process: mitotic spindle assembly; activation of protein kinase activity; regulation of mitotic spindle organization. Gene Ontology annotation, molecular function: microtubule binding; protein kinase activator activity. Gene Ontology annotation, cellular component: nuclear microtubule; spindle. NCBI's taxonomy places the organism in Eukaryota, Viridiplantae, Streptophyta, Magnoliopsida, Poales, Poaceae.